UAACCAAACCAUUGUUCUUCCCCAUUGGCUUCCUUUCUGAACUGAAAUUGGGAAAUCGAAGAGAUGCACAGACCAUUUGUUUGCUCCAAAACUCUAAUAACCGUUGCUUCCAAUCGCAUCUUCUUCUCAUCAGGAUCAUCACAGUUGAAUCCAUCACUAUCCCAUCACUUGCAAAACCAAAAGCAACAAACUUUCCACUCCUCCAACAAAGACAGCGGGAAUUCCCCAAUCGGGUCACCAACCAGAGUCCAGAAGCUGAUAGCAUCCCAAUCAGACCCUCUUCUGGCCAAAGAAAUAUUCGACUACUCCUCUCGCCAACCCAACUUUCGCCACACAUACUCCACCUAUCUCAUCCUCAUCCUCAAGUUGGGUCGCUCCAAAUACUUUUCUCUCCUCGAUGAUCUCCUUCGUCGCCUCAAAUCUGAUUCGCACCCCAUCACUCCCACCCUCUUCUCUUACUUGAUCAAAAUCUAUGGCGAAGCUCAUUUGCCCCACAAAGCCCUCAAUACCUUCUACACCAUGAUGCAGUUCAAUUGCAAGCCUUUACCCAAACACCUUAACCGCAUUCUCCAGAUUCUCGUUGCCCACCGUAAUUAUGUUCGACCCGCAUUUGAUCUCUUCAGGGACGCUCACAGGCAUGGGGUUGAACCCAACACCAAGUCCUACAACAUUCUCAUGCGUGCCUUCUGUCUCAAUGGGGACAUUAGUAUUGCCUACUCCCUGUUCAAUAAAAUGUUUAAGAGAGACGUUGUUCCGGAUAUCGAGUCUUACCGGAUUUUGAUGCAAGCGUUGUGCAGGAAGAGUCAAGUGAAUGGAGCUGUUGAUCUUUUGGAGGAUAUGUUGAACAAAGGUUAUGUUCCAGACCGUACUUUGGUUAGUGGUUUGUGUGACAUGGGAAUGCUUGAUGAGGCAAGUAAAUAUUUGCAGGAUAUGCUGUCCAAAGGUUUUUCUCCUCACUUUGCUGUUAUUCAUGCCUUAGUGAAGGGGUUCUGCAAUGUUGGUAGGAUUGAGGAUGCUUGUGGAGUUCUCACCAAUUCACUAGAGCAUGGGGACGCUCCUCAUAUGGAUACUUGGAUGAUCAUAAUACCUGUAAUAUGUGAAGUGGACGAUGGUGUGAAAAUCAGUGAUGUUUUGGAGGAAGUUCUCAAGGUUGAAAUUAAAGGUCAUACUAGAAUUGUGGAUGCUGGCAUUGGUUUGGAGAACUACUUGAUUAAGAAGAUACGAGCCAAGUCAAGAGCAUAAAACGGCAGUGUAUCGUCGUCAAUAGAUUUCGGGACGGCGGAGGCGGUGGAGUACGUGCGUUCUCUGACGGACGUUGGGGCGAUGACGCGUCUGCUUCACGAGUGCAUAGCUCACCAGAGAGCACUUGACGAUGAACUCGACGACCUCUUGUCCCAGCGAAGCGACCUCGACCGCCACCUCCUCCAACUCCAGCGCUCCUCGGAGGUUCUCGACAUCGUCAACUCCGACUCCGACUACAUGCUCGCCAACGUCACCUCCACUUGCCACCUCGCCGACCAGGUCAGCCGCAAGGUCCGCGAGCUAGACCUUGCUCAGUCGCGCGUCCGCUCCACGCUCCUCCGCAUUGACGCCAUCGUUGACCGCGCCAAUUCCCUGGAAGGCGUGCACCGAGCCCUCGACGCCGAGGACUACGAAUCCGCCGCGCGCUAUGUCCAGACCUUCCUCCAGAUCGACGCGCAGUACAAGGAUUCUGGUUCCGAUCAGGUUCAGAGGGACCGCUUGUUGGCCGCGAAGAAGCAACUCGAAGGGAUCGUGAGGAAGAAGCUCUCCGCAGCCAUGGAUCAGCGCGAGCACCCCGCCAUUCUCAGGUUCAUUCGCCUGUUCACUCCCCUGGGUCUCGAGGAAGAGGGUUUGCAGGUUUACGUUGGGUACCUGAAGAAGGUUAUUGGGAUGAGAUCGAGGAUGGAGUUUGAGCAAUUGGUGGAGUUGAUGGAUCAGCGGAAUGUCAAUUUUGUUGGCUGUUUGACCAAUUUGUUUAAGGACAUUGUGUUGGCCAUUGAGGAGAACAGUGAGAUCUUGAGUGGUCUUUGUGGCGAGGAUGGAAUUGUGUAUGCCAUUUGUGAGCUUCAAGAGGAGUGUGAUUCUCGCGGUUCUGUCAUCUUGAACAAGUAUAUGGAGUAUAGGAAGUUGGGUAAGUUGUCUUCUGAGAUUAAUGCACACAACAACAAUUUGCUUGCUGUUGGAGCAGGUCCUGAGGGUCCUGACCCGCGAGAGGUUGAGUUGUAUUUGGAGGAGAUUCUCUCCCUUAUGCAGCUGGGUGAGGAUUAUACUGACUUCAUGAUUUCCAAGAUCAAAGGGCUCACUUCUGUUGACCCCGAAUUGCUCCCUCGCGCCACCAAGGCAUUCCGGAGUGGCAGUUUCAGCAAGGUUGCUCAGGAUUUGACAGGCUUUUAUGUCAUUUUGGAGGGUUUCUUCAUGGUGGAGAAUGUUAGGAAGGCGAUAAGGAUUGAUGAACAGGUGCCUGACAGCCUCACCACUUCUAUGGUGGAUGAUGUGUUCUAUGUCUUGCAGAGCUGCUUGCGGAGGGCUAUAUCCACUUCCAAUAUUAGUUCUGUUGUCGCGGUUUUGAGUGGGGCUAGUAGCUUGCUGAGCAAUGAAUAUCAUGAAGCCUUGCAGCACAAGAUACGAGAACCUAACCUUGGUGCAAAGUUGUUCUUUGGCGGUGUUGGCGUGCACAAGACGGGGACAGAAAUUGCAACAGCUUUGAAUAAUAUGGAUGUUAGCAGUGAGUAUGUCCUGAAGCUGAAACAUGAAAUUGAAGAACAUUGUGCUGAGGUGUUUCCUGCGCCAGGUGAUCGGGAAAAGGUAAAAUCUUGUUUGACUGAGUUGGCAGAUAGCAGCAAUGCUUUCAAGCAAGCUUUGAAUGCUGGCAUAGAACAACUUGUGGCAACCAUAACACCAAGAAUACGACCAGUAUUAGACAGUGUAGGAACAAUCAGCUAUGAGCUUUCAGAGGCUGAGUAUGCAGAUAAUGAGGUAAAUGAUCCAUGGGUUCAAAGACUUCUCCACGCUGUUGAGACAAAUGUGGCAUGGCUGCAGCCACUAAUGACUGCUAACAAUUACGACACAUUUGUUCAUUUGAUUAUUGACUUCAUUGUGAAGAGGCUAGAAGUGAUUAUGAUGCAAAAAAGAUUUAGUCAGCUUGGUGGGCUUCAGCUUGACAGAGAUGCUAGAGCUUUGGUAAGCCAUUUCAGCAUCAUGACACAGAGAACUGUUAGAGACAAGUUUGCACGUCUUACUCAAAUGGCAACGAUUUUAAAUUUAGAAAAGGUGUCUGAGAUUCUAGAUUUCUGGGGUGAGAACUCUGGACCUAUGACCUGGAGAUUAACUCCAGCAGAGGUUAGGCGGGUAUUGGGUUUGCGAGUUGAUUUUAAACCAGAAGCAAUAGCUGCUCUGAAGUUGUAAUAUCCGUCUACCAACAUUCUUUUGAUCUUUCUAUUUUUUUUCUUUUUAAUUUUCAUUGGAUAAGUAUUACAGCUUCACCCGUCUUGUUAGUAGUUUUGGUGUUACUAUUGUGGUUUUUGGAUUACUAGCUUCAAAAACGAAAGAAUACACAGCUCUAUUCAGAUUUGCUACCUAGGACAGACAAUGGUUAUAUACAGAGCAUCUUGUGUGAAACGGUCAUUGUUCUUCGUUACCCGCUUUCCAAUUUUGAAUUUUUUAUUUUUUAUUUUGUGUAAACCAUUUUGAGUCUGAGUUCAUGUUCCAAAUCAAUGAAGGUCGAUGUUUGG
This is a messenger RNA of Abrus precatorius (Indian licorice), 3752 nucleotides long. Its product is annotated as conserved oligomeric Golgi complex subunit 4. The transcript has 4 exons. Gene Ontology annotation, molecular function: protein binding. The record is from RefSeq and is a predicted model, not a curated record. Lineage: Eukaryota; Viridiplantae; Streptophyta; Magnoliopsida; Fabales; Fabaceae.